AUGGCAAGCCAGAAGGCGUGUUCAGCGAGGUCGCCGUCGCAGGUAUCCGCGCGCGCCACAGCGAGGUUGACGCCGCGGACAUCCGUGCGCCCAGCGAGGCCGCCAUCGGUGAGGUCGCAGUCCUGGACGUCCGUGCCCCGGCAAGGUCGCUGUCCCGGGCGUCCGCGCCCCGGCCAGCUGCGCUGUCCCGGGCGUCUGCGCCCUGACGAGGUCGCUGUCCCGACCUACCGGGCGUCCGCACCCCAUACGAAGAAGAAGCUCGAGUCUGAUUCAAGGCAGUGGCAGUCCGAUCUACAUGGAGAAGAGGCGAGGUGUAGAGGGAGCAACGAGCGGCGGCAGAGGCAGCAGUUUGCGGGCGGAGUCACGACUUGCAAGACGAGAGUCAAGGAGGAACGGGCCUAUGUCGACCAAUUUUCGAGGUGCCUAUAUGUCGAAUACAAGAGCAAAGGCAUAGACGUACAAUGCCAGGUACCCAUACAGGUGGCGACGAAGUUGGCGUCCAUCAGGAAACCCACCUUCCUGGCACCGUCGCCGGAGACGUAUGCCCGCGCCGCCGUCCGCUACAUCGGGUACGAGCCGCGGUGCACGCCGUACUGGGGGCACGCACUGGUGUGGCUCCUCAUCUCCCUUGUGCCUGAGCCUAUCGCCGACAGGAUGUUCCUAAACAGGUCCAUCAGCAUCCGCGCCAAGGGCCGCGCCAAAGAAGCUAAGAAGAAGGCGCAGUGA
Miscanthus lutarioriparius is the source of this 726-nucleotide messenger RNA. Lineage: Eukaryota; Viridiplantae; Streptophyta; Magnoliopsida; Poales; Poaceae. The record is from the annotation of a GenBank genome assembly.